Molecule: messenger RNA, 2592 nt
Organism: Aspergillus affinis
Lineage: Eukaryota; Fungi; Ascomycota; Eurotiomycetes; Eurotiales; Aspergillaceae
Product: SAM and PH domain-containing protein
Exons: 3
Coding region: 1-2592 (863 amino acids)
Molecular function (GO): protein binding
Source: RefSeq, a predicted model, not a curated record
AUGGAGUCACUACGUGGCCGACGCAAGGCACCGCCUGCUUCGCUGAACAUGAAGCAUACCGCCAAAUUCAACCCGGCCUGGACGGUAGUACAGAACCGUCAAUCCAGCACGACCGACUUUGACGACACCGACUUCGAGUUUAGUGAUUCGGAUACUGAAUCCCCUCGGAUGAGCAUGGGUUCGUUUGGCUAUGACAGCAACUCUUCUCUUUCCACCCCCGACUUGCCGCCCACCCCGGACCACGCUCCCAAAGCACCAUUCAGUUUCAGGCCAGACGGCAAAAUCAAAGGACCGUCUGGGCCUCAUCUCUUCAGGUCUUCAAUUGGCUCUGCCGGCUCAGUGCCAUCAACCGAAAUCGACCUCUACUUCGAGAGAUCACCCCUGGCCUCUCAAUUCCAGAAAUCCGACAGCGAGACCCCAAGCCCGCGAUUUCAAUUCAUCCAGUCUAACAACGGGACCCCAAGCUCGCGAUCUCAAUUCACCCAGUCCGACGGCGAACCACCCCUAACUUCGCGAUCUUAUCUCAUCCAGUCUGACAGCGAGACCCCAAGCUACAGGUCUCAGUACUUCUACUCGGCUAGUCAGACUCCAAGUUCUCGAUCUCAAUUUUUCCAAUCCCAAAGCGAAGCCCUGAGCAUCGGAUCUGAAUCCAUUCGGACUUAUGCUCAGACCCCAGGCUCCGCCCGGACUCAGUUCUCUCGUUCGGGGACCCAAAUGCCGAGUACGAGAUCCCAAUUUGCUGGGCCCGAAACUGGAACCAACAACAGCUCUCGAUACCAGUUCUCACCACCCACUCCCAGAGCUUACUCGACUGUGUACCCUGAUGUUUCCCAGGUGGAGGAGAGUGAAAUCCGAGGCUGGGUGCCAAGUCAGGUAGCCCACUGGAUGCACAUCGCUGGCUAUGACGAGUACGUUAUUGAUCAAUUCUUGAUCAACGACAUCACCGGUACCGUUUUGCUCAACCUGCAAAUUGAUGACCUCAAGGAGCUGGGGAUCAAAUCCUUUGGCAAGCGCCAUCAACUGAUGGCUUCGAUUGAUCAUCUGCGCAACACCAUGAUGAAAACCCCAGUUACCGAUGAGCAGCUCGAGGAAAAGAGACGCUCGUACGCCAUGUCGGUCUCCCCAACGGGUGAAGUCCUCACCAAAUACGACGGCACUCAGAUCACUCCCGCCGAGGCUGUGUCGAUCGUGGGUAUCGAGCAGGUGCUUCCCAAGCCUCACAGCUGCUCCAAGGGCGAAAAUUGCCCCAAGUUCAGAAGACGUCAACGUCAGCUGGAGAGACUUGCGGCCGAGUUUCCCGGCGCCAACCUCCUAAAUGGGACCUCCAUCUUCAUUGGAAACCCUGGAAACCCCGAGACCGCAAAGAACAUGCUACGGCCCAAGUCGGACGCUGAGCCCUCCAUCGUCGCGUCGUCGGAUAUUUUUGGUCCGGCCCAGACCACACCGCAACUGAGUGAGGAUGUACUCAAUGAGGUGUCGAAGGUGGACCCGCAAGAAAGCGUGCGACAUUUCCUGAGCUACCAGCGUGUUGACCCUGCUAGUCCGUUUGACUACGACUCAGACCCCUGCUCACCACCCUUACCCGAAUCGGAUCCGGUGACUACUCUGUCUCCCCCAACCAAGUUCACGGAGCACAUGGCUGCAAACCUCCGCAGCCUUCCAAAAUUGAGGAUUCCCACCGAAUCGGAUGAGGAGGAGGAGGAGGAGGAUGAUGAGCUGACCACUGCCACUAUCACCACGGCUAACGGCUCACCGACUGCCACCCAAGCAUAUGGCCCCUUUACCUCCUCCCGGCCCAUGCCUGACACCUAUCGCCUGGGUACCCCCUUUUCAGAGAUGGAUGUGCCCGUCACUGCGAUUCCUCAUGACCCGAUUGCCCGCGAUACGUCCCAGUCGGUUCCCCCUGACAUGCAAUACGGCAAUCUUAUGCAUCCGAGAUAUCAGGAGGCUAUUUCUCGCGGCACACCUACCCGGCCCCGAGCCAAUUCAGCGCUUCGCCCCGUCAACGAGGGUCGACCUUUGACCCCAAUCGACGACCCCGCGGAUCUGAAGAAGAGAAGCCCCCGUAUCGGCUUUAACAAAGGUAGCUCGACCAACUCGUCGAUUGCUGCCGACCCUGAAGUUACUCGUUGCGGCUGGAUGAAGAAGCGCAAGCAGGCACGCUUCCUUCGCCAUGAAUGGCAGGAUGCUCACUUCACCUUGCGUGGAACCAACCUUGCUAUGCACAAGGAUGAGCUUGCCGCUCUUCGCUAUUCGAAGGUUUUGGAGACGAUCGACGUCGACAACUACGCCGUUGCCUGCUCGUCGCUUGCCACAAGCUCCAAGCUGAGCGCUGCAUUCAAGAAGUCCAUUCUCCGAAAUGGCCACAACCUGAGCCAGGAUGAUGCAGCCUUCGCCUUCUCGCUCAUUCCCGCUAACAAGGAACACGAGAAGAAGAUGCUGUUCGGAAACAGCAACAUCAAGACCCACCACUUUGCCGUCAAGACCCGCGACGAACGCAUCGAUUGGAUGCGCGAGUUGAUGCUCUCCAAGGCCCUCCGCAAGGGCAAGGAGGGUGGUGCCGAGAUGCAAGUCAACGGCAACUUUAUCUAA